Otolemur garnettii (small-eared galago) is the source of this 5149-nucleotide messenger RNA. It is a transcript of the gene TMEM63C, whose product is annotated as transmembrane protein 63C. Bases 247 to 2673 code for a protein of 808 amino acids. Gene Ontology annotation, molecular function: calcium-activated cation channel activity. The transcript has 23 exons. Lineage: Eukaryota; Metazoa; Chordata; Mammalia; Primates; Galagidae. The record is from RefSeq and is a predicted model, not a curated record. Gene Ontology annotation, cellular component: plasma membrane.
UUGAGAACCACUGGUUUAGAGCAAGGAAGGGCUUACUGAUACUUCCAGGAAGAUUCACGGCCAGCUAACAUGGCAGGUGAGAAGGACAUGAGCCAGAACUCUUCAUUCUACUGACACCCUCCUCCUCACCUCCUCUUUUCCCAAGAGUGCCCAGCUCGCUAGCUGUGAGAAGUCCUAGAGAAGAAGGGGAGGUGGGAGAGAGCGCCCCUGGCCAGGAGCUCCGGUUUGUGGAGCCAGCCUCCCAGGAUGCCAGCCCCACUGAGCAACAUGGAUGAGUUAGGGAAGCUGAAGAACAUGACGGUGGAUGAGUGUUUCCAGGCUCGGAGCACAGUCCUCCAGGGGCAGCCCUUUGGGGGUGUCCCCACCGUGCUGUUCCUCAAUAUCGGCCUGUGGGUGCUCGUCCUUCUGAUUUACUCCUUCCUCCGAAAAGCUGCCUGGGACUACGGGCGCCUGGCCCUGCUGAUACACAAUGACAGCAUGACCUCACUGAUCUACGGGGAGCAAAGUGAGAAGACCUCUCCCUCGGAGAUUUCACUGGAGAUGGAGCGCAGGGACAAGGGCUUCUGUUCCUGGUUCUUCAACAGUCUGACCAUGAAGGACAAGGAUCUGGUCAACAAGUGUGGGGAUGACGCGCGUAUCUACGUCACAUUCCAGUACCACCUCAUCAUCUUCAUGCUCAUCAUCUGCAUCCCCUCCCUGGGCGUUGUCCUGCCCAUCAACUACACUGGGAAUGUUCUGGAGUGGAGUAGUCACUUUGGUCGGACCACUAUUGUCAAUGUCCCCACAGAGAGCAAGCUGCUCUGGCUGCACAGCCUCCUGUCUUUCCUGUACUUCAUCACCAACUUCUUUUUCAUGGGCCAUCACACCUACGGGUUUUUUCCCAAGAAGAGCCAAAAGGUCACAAGGACAUUAAUGAUCACCUAUGUUCCCAAAGACAUCCAAGAUCCAGAAAUCAUCAUGAGGCAUUUUCACGAGGCCUAUCCAGGGUGCAUGGUGACCAGAGUCCACUUCUGCUAUGACGUCAGGACCCUGAUCGACUUAGAUGAUCUGAGGCGCCACGCCAUGCGAGGCCGACUCUACUAUACAGCCAGGGCCAAGAAGACCGGGAAAGUGAUGAUUAGGACCCAUCCUUGCUCCCGCUUGUGCUUCUGCAAGUGCUGGCCCUGUUUCAAGGAGGUAGACGCAGAGCAGUACUACAGUGAGCUGGAGGAGCAGCUGACUGAUGAGUUCAAUGAAGAGCUCAACCGUGUCCUACUGAAGCGACUUGACCUGAUCUUUGUCACCUUCCAGGAUGCGAGUAUGGCAAAGCGCGUCCGGGAUGAUUACAAGUACAUCCAGUGUGGCAUGCACCCUCAGCAGUCCUCGGUGACUACCAUCGUCAAGUCCCACUGCUGGAGGGUCACUGUUGCCCCACACCCCAAAGACAUUGUCUGGAAACACCUGUCUGUCCGCCGCUUCUUUUGGUGGGCCCGCUUUAUUGCAAUCAACACCUUCCUCUUCUUCCUCUUCUUCUUCCUCACCACGCCUGCUAUCAUCAUAAACACCAUCGACAUGUACAACGUCACCCGCCCCAUCGAGAACCUGCAGAGCCCGAUCGUGACCCAGUUCUUCCCCUCCGUGAUGCUCUGGGCCUUCACGGUGAUACUGCCCCUGAUCGUCUACUUCUCUGCCUUCCUAGAGGCUCACUGGACCAGAUCAAGUCAAAAUCUGAUCAUAGUGCACAAGUGCUACAUAUUUCUGGUGUUCAUGGUGGUCAUUUUGCCCUCUAUGGGACUGACCAGUUUGAAUGUCUUUUUCCGCUGGCUGUUUGACAUCUACUAUCUAGAGCAUGCAUCCAUCAGGUUCCAGUGUGUGUUCCUGCCCGACAAUGGUGCCUUCUUCGUCAAUUAUGUGAUCACGGCAGCUUUCCUUGGCACAGGCAUGGACCUGCUGCGCCUGGGGUCACUCUGCUGGUACAGCACCCGCCUCUUCUUCUCCAGGUCGGAGCCAGAGAGAGUCCACAUCAGAAAGAACCAGGCCAUAGACUUCCAGUAUGGGCGGGAGUACGCGUGGAUGAUGAACGUCUUCACCGUGGUGAUGGGAUACAGCAUUACUUGUCCCAUCAUUGUCCCUUUCGGGCUGAUCUACCUGAGCCUGAAGCAUUUAACAGAUCGCUAUAACAUGUACUACUCCUUUGCACCCACCAAACUGAACGAGCAGAUCCACAUGGCUGCUGUCUCCCAGGCCAUCUUCGCGCCACUGCUGGGCCUGUUCUGGAUGCUCUUCUUCUCCAUCUUGCGGUUAGGUAUCCUCCACACCAUCACCAUUUUUUCCAUGACCAACCUCCUCAUUUCCACAAUAAUUGCUUUUCUUGGCAUCUUUCUGGGUAGGUUUUGGAUGACCACUGACGUCCCGACUGAGGAGGAGGAGAUCCAGACAGUGUUUGACGUGGAGCCAAGCAGCACCUCCUCCACACCCACCUCCCUUCAGCUGUAUGUGGCCACUGUGCUGCAAGAGCCGGAGUUGAAUCUGACCCCAGCCUCCUCCCCAGCCAGACACACCUACGGCACCAUGAACAGCCAGCCGCCAGAAGAAGGCGAAGAGGAGAGUGGUCUGAGUGGCUUCACGAGGGAGCACAAAUCAUCCGAGUUCCAGGAAGGGCUGGAGCUAGAGGGCCAGAGCCAGUACCACUGAUGAGGACCCCAGGCCUCUGCUGGUGACCCAGGGGAGGGUCUGGCAGGGGGAGGCAGGAGGGUGGCCUAAACCUCCCCACUACCUGCUGCAGACUUUGGGAAGCCCCCAGUAGAGACAUCUGCUGCCCUAGCUACAGCUACAUGGAGGCCCCGACCUGCUGAUCAGUUGGAACUGGAGGUGCUGGGCAGGACAGAGGGAGCCUGCAUGAGAUGGAGGAUACAGGCAAGCACGGUCUUGGGAGGGGUGGCUGAAGCUGUGAUCCCUUCCUGGGAUUGAGACGGAGGAGGCACGCACCAGGGAGGAGGCAAAAGGAAGCCUGUCGAAGGCUCUCCAGGGUCAUCACCAGCUGCCCUUCCAAGGAGCUUCUGCAGCUGCUCCCCCUACCUCCGACUCCUUGCUCCCCAGCACUGAGCUUCAGUAUGAGACACAGAUGACCAUCUGGAAAGAAAAAGUUUCUGCACCCAUCGACCUGAAAAGAGGUGACUGAGCCCCUUCCUGUUACUCUGCCCCUUGACAGACGUCUGAGGAGCUGCAGAAUAGAGGCCCUUCUCCUUUCCAUUCUUACAGGGGUAGAUGAGGUCACCUGGGGCUCAUUAAACGAGACCUGUGUGCAUUUUGAAGAAGGAAGCCUUGGCUGGUCCUUGCUCUGGGUACUGUGAGGUGGGAGGGGCAGAGACAGAAUUCUUGGAGUGGGGUCUUCUCCCCCAAACCCUGAGUGGUAGGAAACCAGACAUACUCCCCUAAGCCCCAGGUUCUAAUGAGAAGAUCCCCGAAGCCAAGGAUGUGGCCACUAAGAGCUUCUCUUGCCUCAUUCUCCUCUGAGUGCCUAGACCCUCUGCUUGGCCAAGAUGGGCAGCAGCUUGGGUAAGAAACCCAUGUUUCCAACAGGACUGGCCACCCCCUGCCCCAAGUAUGUAGGACCUUUCAUCCCCUCUCAGGGCUGCCCCGCACCAUGCCCUGCAUCCAAGUGGCCUCCAGUGUGGCCCUUGUUCAAACCCUGCAAAUGCCUCAACAGUGACAUCACCCCCAGGCCUGCUGGGGGAGGGGUGGGGUGAAGAAGCCCUUUUUGGUGAAGCAAGGCCACCACACCCCCAGAGCUGCCACCACCUGAGACCCAGCUGAGCAGAAUCCUGAGCAAUGCUGAUGACACCCAGCACCUUUGCCAUAGCUGGCAGAGGACAGGCCUGCAUCAGGACCACCAUGAAGCCCAGCUGAGGAGGACUUGGAGAAGGGCUGGCUGGGGUCUCAGUAAACCAGAACUCACCAAGUUGAAUGGGGUCUGCAUGUUCCAAAGCCCUCUCCAAGGUCUGGGUUCCUGCUGACAACCUGCUGGUAGUGGGCCAAGGCUCACCUCACCUGAACAUUUCCACCAGGCCCCAGGCACAUGGCUGCCCCAAACUCAGAUCACCUGGGCCUUGUUCUUGUAUUACCUUUGCUGACAUCCCAGCCCCAGAAGCUCCAAGCUCCAAGCUCCAGCACAGACCAGAAAUAGUACUCAAGGGAUGGAUAUUGCCAAACUUUGGCAUGGGGGAUCUUUCCAGAGAAGUUGGGUAGGCUGGGGAGAUGGCUGUCUUUCUCAUUCCUUGUCCAACUAGGAAUAAGGGAGAAAUUAUAUCCAGCCUGGCCUCCUCCCAGAAUUCCACCAACCAACAAAGAGAAAGGCCCCUUCCAUAGCAGAGCAGCUGGGCCCAGCAGGGAAGCUGCCCACAGUGGGGAGAUGGCCAACUCCUGGCCCUGCCCAGCCCUAUAGUGUGAAUUGGGUGGGGGGGGUCCUGCCAGAAGUUGGCCUGGGACCCCUCCUUCUCUAGCAUUCCUUGCUGGCAGCUGCAGUCCCUGCUGGUUCUGCCCUUUGUCUGCUGCCCACCUCCCCCUGUAGCCCUCAGAAGCUAUGUAUGGGAAGGGUCUUGGUGGCUGGGAGCAGUCUGGCUCUGUGAGGAGGUGGUGCCAAUGUUGAGAGUUCCAGAGUCCACUCUUAGGCAAACUAGGAGGCUCCACCACAGCUGGCUCUAUCUGGAUCUCCCACGGUCACUCCAGGGUGGUGGUGGGGAGUCCUUUAGUUCCCCCAUGACACAUCCAGGCUCUCCUAGGAGCCUCCUCCCUUGGCCCACACCUGUCUCACCUGCUGGCCUCUACCUACCACAGUCUCCCCUGCCCAUCUUCUCAGCCUCCUCCAAUCCAUCCACCAAAGCGCCAAAUGUGAUCCCUUCUGGAGGGAGCUGAUUCCCAUGGGGCCUCCCAGUAUUGUUUAGACUAGAGCCUCUGAGGGGGCCUUCCUGGGGCAUGAGCAGGCCCACACUUGCCUGCCCAGCCUCCAGCUGCCUCUGGGAGCAAAGUGCCUAUCAGCAGCAUUUCGUCCUCUGGGGCCUCGGUGAGGGGUGUGGACUAACUUUGGCCACCACUACAGGAAUGUGCCAGAAUGCUGAACCUUCUCGUUAUUAAUGCUAUGACUGUGCCUUGAAUAAACAAGCCCUCCCGA